AUGGUGCAUUUCUAACUCGGAGGAGCUCACGGAGCCUUACAGCAGUCCAAAUGGGCUUCAUGAAGUGACAGGGUAGAAAAGCCACAGACCUGGGCCAGCAGGGAGUAGGGUGAUGUCUUUCUCAGGGGGGUAACUUGAAUGGAAUGAGGAAGACAGAUACAGAAGAAACUGCCAACUGUACUCCUCCAACAAUCAGGAUUUAAGAUACUCUGCUCUUCUGCAACGAGAGACUGGUAAGGUCAGGGUGAAGUCUCACGACAUGGACACAAGUGUACAGAGGAACUCAUGCUGACUCCAUCGCUGGUCUCAGUCUCCCUGACAUGUGAGAUCUUCAUUUCAAAGCUACAAAAGUCAUGGAGUCCUCGAAGCUUGCUGAGGAGAAGCCGGUCACAUUUCUGUGUCCUGUGUCUGCUCUCUUUUACAGAAACGUGCAGUGAAGAUCUGAGAAACAAUCUGGAAGAUGUGUUUCCAGCUUUUUCUGAUAAAUUCUAACAAUAUGAACAUUUUUAGGUUCAUGAUUACAAUUAGUUAUGUGUAAAUUUUACCUUUUUUGUCUCCAACAUUUUUGGUUAUUAUUUUCAGUUAGCACGUGUGGAUUUCUGUCAAUUAUAAGUCAGCAUAGGCAGUAGGUUGUUAUGGUUUAUAGUAGCAUAAGAUUCAUGGUGUAACCGAGGCCAUAGAAAAGGCUCUUCGGGUGUGUCCUGAGACAGUAGGUUAGAGUUGAGCACAGAAUUAGUUACGUCAUUAUUUCUGAAAAAAUCAGAGUUUAAAAGAGAGAAUUAUUGAAUGAUAAAAACAGUGUUUCUUUUAUUCUGUGUUGAGGGUCCUUUGAGUCUUCCUCAACCCAAAGGGAAGAAAUGAUCACAUCUUUUACUGUGAAGACCCCCACAGAUGGUUUCUGUCUAAAAGUGGAUUGAGUAUCAUAGAAUUUAAUUACUAUCAUUGAGUACCUGAGAGAAACAAUAAAGACCCAAGAGUGAAUGAUGCAGAUUGCUGAUAAUAGGUUAAAAUUGGAAAUUGCUAAAUUCUUGAAUUUCUAAAUGAUGUCACACUUCGCAAGUUCUUUCUUAAACUGAACACUACAAACAGGCAUUCCUUUCCUAAUGAUGUCUUUAUGAGUAAAAUGUUGAAUCAUACAAUGAACACAAAUUAAAAAGUUUAAAAAAACCGUGGGAGGAGCAUGGCCGUAUAAAACCAGUCAUUACCUCGUCCUCAGCAUGCCAGCUUUCCAAGGAGCAUCGCCUGCCUGCCAGCUGCUCACAGGAUUAGAAGACUGAAACAAUGGAAGAGCUUUCCAUGGCCAACACUGUGUUUGCCCUCAAUAUCCUCAAGCACAUAGAACAAACAAACUCAGCCCAGAAUAUCUUUUUCUCCCCAUGGAGCAUCUCAUCCACCUUGGCGAUGGUUUUCCUCGGCGCCAGGGGCAACACUGAACACCAGAUGGCCAAAGUGCUGCAAUUUAACAAAGUUACUGGCUAUGACAUCACUAUGAGAACCCCAGAGAACGUCAGAGGCCUUGAUUGCACACAGCAAAUACAGAAGGAAAAUUAUCCUGAUGCUAUUUUACAGGCACAAGCAAGAGAUAAAAUCCAUUCAUCCUUCAACUUGGUCAGCUCGGCAAUCAACACUUGCUCAGGAGAUUACUUACUGGAAAGUGCCAAUAAGCUGUUUGGAGAGAAAUCUGCUAGAUUCAAGGAAGAAUACAUACAACUCUGUAAGAAAUAUUACUCUACAGAACCAGAGGCAGUAGACUUCCUUAAAUAUGCUGAAGAAGCUAGAAAAAAGAUAAAUUCCUGGGUCAAGACCCAAACCAAAGGUGAAAUCUCAAACCUGUUACCUGAAGGUUCUAUAGAUGAAGACACCAAGAUGGUACUGGUGAAUGCUGUCUACUUCAAAGGAAAGUGGAAAACUCCAUUUGCGAAGAAACUUAAUGAGCUUUAUCCUUUCCGUGUGAACCUGCGUGAGAGCAUACCUGUUCAGAUGAUGUACCUACGUGAAAAGCUGAACAUUGGAUACAUAAUGGACCUAAAGACUCAGAUUCUAGAGCUUCCAUAUGUUGGAGACAUCAGUAUGUUCCUGUUACUUCCUGAUGAGAUUGAGGAUACGUCCACUGGCUUGGAGUUGCUGGAAAGUGAAAUAAACUUUGAUAAAUUCAACCAAUGGAUGAGCAAAGAUGCAAUGGCAGAAGACGAUGUUGAGGUCUUUCUUCCCCAGUUCAAGCUAGAACAACAUUAUGAACUCAAGCCUAUUCUGAGGAGCAUGGGCAUGGAGGAUGCCUUCAGUAAGAGCAAGGCCAACUUCUCAGCAAUGUCCCAGAUGAACGACCUUUUUCUGUCUGAGGUGUUCCAUCAAGCCACAGUGGAUGUCAAUGAGGAAGGCACUGUAGCAGCUGGUGGCACUGGUGCGGUUAUGACAGGGAGAACUGGUCACGGAGGCCCACAGUUCGUGACAGAUCAUCCCUUUCUUUUCUUUAUCAUUAACAAAACUACCAAUGCGAUACUGUUUUGUGGUAGAUUCUCCUCACCCUAAAAUAGGGAAAACCUUAUUUAUACAUUUUAUUUUUAUAGCCUUAGCUAUAAGCCACAGGAUUGCUUCUGCAAGUGCCAACUGAAGACUUUUCUACAUACACAUUUUUGUACUUCUGAUUGAUAUACACUAAAUAUAAACUCAGAAACAAUUGCACAGCUCUCAACAAUACUUAUAGAAAAUCUACUAAUUAUUGUUUUCUAAAGCCAUAUGAUAUCCAUUUAGUUCAUCUUCAUUCUUUCUUUGUCUUUAUAGCUUUGGUUUUUUACAGUAUUAUUUAUUAUUUGUAUAAUGGUAGCUUUACAAAUGAUUGUCCUCUGUAUAAUAAAAUUGUAACACUCAAGAAGCAGGUAAUCAGAGAAUUUUUGUAUCUAAAAAAGACAAGCAUUUGAUCUAAUAAUGAAAGAACAAUAUGAAUCCUUAUGUGCUCUCCCGUAAUAAUCACCCAAACAAAAACACAAUAAAAGGCAAUAGCAUGCUACAUUUCUGUCACUGUAUUACAUAUGUAUGUAUCUGUAACUCACUUGUAACUGGAAAUCCGCAGUAACUGAAGUAAGGCAGCUCACUUACUCACAAGUGUUUGCUGCUCUCGGUUAGGUCCGCACCGCACAGCUGUCAGUCCUCGUUUGUCUUCGCUCCGUCACUGUAAGAAAAUACCACAGAUAAUAAAGUUGAAAGAUUUUUUUCUG
This is a messenger RNA of Myodes glareolus (Bank vole), 3215 nucleotides long. The record is from RefSeq and is a predicted model, not a curated record. Lineage: Eukaryota; Metazoa; Chordata; Mammalia; Rodentia; Cricetidae.